Messenger RNA from Eutrema salsugineum, 1723 nucleotides. Its product is annotated as tRNA (guanine(37)-N1)-methyltransferase 1. The record is from RefSeq and is a predicted model, not a curated record. NCBI's taxonomy places the organism in Eukaryota, Viridiplantae, Streptophyta, Magnoliopsida, Brassicales, Brassicaceae. Gene Ontology annotation, cellular component: cytoplasm. The transcript is spliced from 11 exons. The coding region runs from base 164 to 1585 and encodes 473 amino acids. Gene Ontology annotation, biological process: tRNA N1-guanine methylation.
CGAGAGAGAGCACGACUAAUCUUUCUUCACGGCUUCACUGACGCACGACUCGGUUUUUGGCCGUCCGUUCUUCUCCUCUUCCGCCGAUUUCUUCAUCUCUUUCAUCUUCAUUCGUCUCUUCUUCUUUUUCUCUUCUUGAUACGAAACGACACCGUUUACCACCAUGUUUGAUGAAAGCAAGUUCGAUGUCAAUCUCAAGCUGUGGGCUCUUAGAAUACCUCGUGAACUCUGUAAAAGCGCAACUCGGAUACUCAAUGGAUACAUGCUCAACAUGCCAAGAAUUAAGCCCAUCACCGAAGAUCCUGCUUGUGAAAAGACUCGUUUGGUGAUAUUGUCCGAAAAUGUUAAAAAUUCUGAUUUAUCGGACAUACCCGAUGAAAAACUAAACCAGCUCAAGAAACUAAGCGAAGUUGAAGUAGUUCCUCAUUCGGUCACCCUUGGAUAUUCCUAUUGGAGUGCAGAUCACAUACUGAAGCAGAUUCUGCCAGAUGGAGUGGAUAUACCUUCAUCUUUUGAAACAAUAGGUCAUAUUGCACACUUAAAUCUUCAUGAUGAGCUCCUUCCAUUCAAAGAUGUUAUAGCAAAGGUUAUCUACGAUAAAAAUUAUCCAAGGAUCAAGACAAUUGUUAAUAAAGUCGGGACGAUCUCUAAUGAGUUUCGAGUGCCAAAUUUUGAAGUGUUAGCUGGAGAAAAUGGGAUGGAAACAGAAGUAAAGCAAUAUGGGGCAAGAUUUAAGCUGGACUACAGCCUGGUUUAUUGGAAUUCCAGACUGGAGCACGAGCACAUGCGCAUUUCAUCUCUUUUUAAACCUGGAGAAACCGUGUGUGAUAUGUUUGCUGGUAUUGGACCUUUUGCUAUUCCAGCUGCACAAAAAGGAUGUUUCGUUUAUGCAAAUGAUUUAAAUCCAGACAGUGUUCGGUACUUGAAGAUCAAUGCAAAGUUCAAUAAGGUUGAUGAGUUGAUUUGUGUGCACAAUAUGGAUGCUCGAGAAUUUAUUUCUCAGUUGAUGGUGGUCUCAACUUGUGAGGGUAAUUUGCAACCAGUUGCUGAUGAGAAAACAAAAGAAGCAGUCGCGAGUCGAGGAGCUGAGACUGAUGUAGAGGAUAAGGAUGCUGGAGUUAGAAGAGAGGAAAUACGUGCUAAUGCAAGCAUAAAUGAGCCUCUUGGUGCUGAUAAGAAGCCAUCUGGUCUUUCAAAGACAGAAAACGGGGUAGGGAAAGAUUGCAAGACUACAGAAGGAAACACUAAUAAGAAGCUGAAACAAACGUUGCUUCCAAUCGCAAAGCCGUGGGAACAUAUCGACCACGUUAUAAUGAACCUUCCAGCUUCUGCCUUGGAGUUUCUCGAUGCUUUCAGUAAUGUUAUUCAAAGGAAGUAUUGGAAGGGAACUCUUCCUUUAAUUCAUUGCUAUUGUUUCAUACGUGCAAGCGAAACCACAGAGUCUAUAAUUGCAGAAGCUGAAACUGCGUUGAAGUUCCAUAUAGAAGACCCUGUCUUCCACAAGGUCAGAGAUGUUGCGCCAAACAAGGCGAUGUAUUGCCUAAGCUUUAGACUACCUGAAGCAUGUUUGAGGCAAGAAGACUAACAAGACAUUUUUGGGAAGAGAGAAGAAUCAAGAACAUCUGCUCGGUUUUUUUAGUUUUUUUUUUCAUUUGUUUUUUGGUAUCAUAAAAUAUCAGGGAUCAGUAAUGAAUGAGAUGCUACAUUUUUGGUUUCACGCUAA